UUUGCGUUUACUGGUGGCUGUUUCCUGUGUCACCUUUGCGCCUUCUUGCCCUCAGGUGUAUUCUUUUGCACGCAAAGAGUUCCGAGAAUUUGAAUUGCAUGUCGUUUGACAAAGCCUUUCGGUUUUGUUCAAAAAACUUUUUCACCAGAAAGUAACAUAACUUAAGCUACUGCCACGGCAUUUUUUUUUUUAAAUGUGUGAGUAGUAUUCUCUCUCUGUGCUGCAUGAAGGGCCAGAGAAAGAAAGCUUCUGGCUGCUCCCUGGUGUGAGGUGUUCUCAUGGUCUGGGGGGAGGGACAACAAAAUCCUUUUUGUUAAGUUGUACAAACUAUGUACAAGCUUUGUCAGAAACCCAGCUGCAGCAGUCUGAUAGAAGCAUGAAUGGGGACAUUUACUGCUAAGCCAAAGUUACGAAAAACCCAAGGAGGGAAGCAAGAGAAAAAAGUUAUCCAUCCUUAUAGCAGAAAAGCUGCACAGCUUGCAAGGGAGGCACACAAACAGGAAAAGAAGGAAAAGUUGAAGACUGAAAAAGCUUUGCGUUUGAGCAUCAUCGGAGAAAAACUGCAAUGGUUUCAAAGUCACCUUGACCCCAAUAAAAUUGAGUACACAAAGAAGGAAGCUGGCGAACUAAUUGAAAAUUAUAUGUGUCGAUUCAAUGUGGAAUUGGAGCAGAUUGAGUUACAAAACAGUAUAAAAGGUAGACAAGGAAGACAGCAUGGUUCACGGGAAACUGUCAUCAAGCAGACCAUAGAACGUGAAAAACAACUCUAUGAAGGCUAUGGAAUAGAAAUCCCAGACAUUAUGAACAGAAAGCAUCUUCAGUUUUUCAGAGAAUGGGAUGGUGAUCUGAGGAAACUGCCAAACAUAAAAAUGAAAAAGCUCUCAGCUAGGGAUGCUGCUUGUAGUCGCCAUGAGGUGGCAGAUGUGGAAGCUAAAGAAGAAUUGAAUAAAGCAGAAGAGGUGGUGUAAUGAGCACCAGCUGAGCUGAAACAGCUGAAGGGAAUUGUAAGAAACCCAUUUUAAUUAUCACUGGAAACAGGAAUAAAUUCUAACUAUAUUUGUAAAGGCUUUGCUAGCUGCAUUUUUAUGAGCUCACUGUGUACCUGUGGUGAAGAAUAAACAGUAUAUUAUUGGGUAAAGCUGUAUAUUAUUGAAUAAAAAUAUUUGAAUAUAAA
Molecule: messenger RNA, 1174 nt
Organism: Tyto alba (common barn owl)
Lineage: Eukaryota; Metazoa; Chordata; Aves; Strigiformes; Tytonidae
Gene: TMA16
Product: translation machinery associated 16 homolog
Exons: 7
Coding region: 381-968 (195 amino acids)
Cellular component (GO): nucleus
Source: RefSeq, a predicted model, not a curated record